GCUCUUGCAGCAGCGAGGGCAGCAGCGAACCUAGCAGCUAGAGAGCAGGCAGCAGCAGCCAGAGCAGCAGCAAUGGCUAACGGCGCAAGCUCUGCUGCGUCCUCUGCUGCAUCCUCGUCAGGGACCCUGUUGGGAAUGCCCUCAGGGCCCGGGGGUACUUCCGGGUCAGUAGGUUCUAGUCAGACCACAAGUCAAAUGGCGGGCUCGCAGUUAAGCCCGCUGACCCCACGCGGCAGGGAGCUCCUAGAGCUCCAACAGGUCGAAAGGAUUCGCGAACGGUUAGAGAGGGAACUGAAGCAAGCAACCGAUAGAGAAAACGAGAUCAAAAGAAGAGCAGCCAGGCUUGAUACGUUAGAGGCAGACAAGGCUGCACUGGAGGGUUUGGACGAGACAACAAUGUCUGACCAAUUGAAAGUGUUGAAGAAUAGCAUGUUGUCGCUGCAUGCGCAUGUGGACAGCAGACUAGACUUCAUGCAGAACUCUCUUGUUCAGAUCUUGGACCUUUUGCAAAGACCAGGAUUUAGGCGAGCAGCACAGUCGCCGUUGCCGUUAACGGCAAUGUCAGGCCCCUUUCCGGUACAAGCUGGCACACAACCAAGUGGUACGUCUGCAGCAGUCUCACAGACUGUUGCUUCUUCUUCUUCAGGGUCAGCGAUGGUAGCUACACCACCGCAACAACCUGUUCCUCAACAGGGACAGCAGCAAGGUCAAUGGUAUCCAAAGACCCCUAUGAAACCGCCUCUUGCCUUCUCAGGAGAGAAGAAGGACGAGGAACUCAACACAUGGUUGAGAACGGUUUCGGUAUGGGUAAAGGCGAAGAGGACUUUGCAGGAGGAGGAGGUGAUUACUGCUGCAUCUUACCUUGAGGACUGGAGUGAUGAGUGCGAGGCUGCUUUCAAACGAUUGAAGCAUGCACUCAUGAAUCAUGAGGUUCUCAUGGUGCCCGAUCCUCAGAAGCCAUUCAUAGUGACCACUGACGCAAGCCAAUACGGCAUUGGCACAGUGCUGACUCAGCAGGAUGGGAAGAAGUUGAGACCGAUUGAGUACAUGAGCAAGAAAAUGCCAUCGAAGAAAUUGGCAAAGUCCACCUAUGAAAAGGAACUCCAUGCUCUCUACAAGGCACUUGUCCAUUGGAGACAUUUUCUGUUGGGACGGUUCUUCUACUUGAGAACUGACCAUCAGACGCUCAAAUGGAUCAAGACUCAACCGACUCUUUCUGAUGCACUCAAGCGCUGGAUUGAGGUCAUAGAUCAGUAUGACUUCAAGCUUGAGUAUCUGAAGGGAGAGUACAACAAGGUUGCAAAUGCGCUAUCUCGUAGAGCAGACUACCUAGGGACGCUAGUUUCUGAGUUUGGUGUAUCUCAGGAAGUAACUCAAUCGUUGGUGGGAGCGUAUCAGGAAGACCCUGUCAUGAUGGACAUCAUGCGCAAACUUCAGGCAAAAGACAAGGCCACAGAAAGUGAGUUUGUGAUGGUGGAUGGGUUACUCUUUCUUGAUAAGGCCAGGUGUAAAAGGUUAGUAGUUCCAUCGAGUGAGAGUUUGCGUAGUUUAUUUCUAGGGGAAUGUCAUGGUGCAACUGGACACUUCGGCUACAAAAAGACGAGUGUCAAUCUGGUACAGCGAUUCUGGUGGCCUGGAAUGCUAGAUGAUGCAAAGAAGUAUGUAGAGACCUAUCAGGUCUGUCAGCGGGAUAAGCCGCCGCUUGGGUUGCUGAAGCCCUUACCUAUCCCCGCUGGUCCGGAACAGAGUGUUUCCAUGGACUUCAUGGACACCCUGGUGACCAGAAAGAGUGGCAAGAGGCACAUCUUUGUCAUCAUAGAUCGAUUCACCAAAUAUGCUAGACUAAUCGCCAUGCCAGAGACCGCAAGAACUGACCAUGUCAUCAAGUUGUUUAUGGACAACUGGGCGAUGCCCAACAAGAACAAGCUGAAGGAAAAUCAGGAGGAAAUUCAUCGGAUUGCUGUGAAGCUGAGGGAUAACGCCAAUUUAGUUUGCAAAACCCUCAAGGACAAUCCAAAUGUCACCGACAACAUGGGAAAGAUCGCACAGGAGCGCUCAAAUCUCCAAUCUCUCUUGCUUAAAACAAUUCAUGAGCUUGAGGAGGAGCCUGGGAAAUUCCCAUCACUCAUUGCCACGAUUAAUGAUGAAGAAGAGCGAGUGAGGAAGUUUGAGCAAACCAUUGAGCGUGAAAGAAUGCUAGCUGCAGCUGUGCGGGCUCUGCGACAGCAGAUCAAGGAUGAGAAGACUGCACAUGAUGAGGAGGUUAUCCAGAGAGGAAAGAGGCUAUGUCAGCUGAAAGAAGAUCUUAAGCACCUGAAGCAGAAAACUGGACUGGAGGCAAGAUAUCGAGCCAAAGAAAUUGCUGCUGCAGCCAACUGUACAAAUCGUGUGAGGAGUUCAUACUUGAAGAACUUGGAUGAGCAAAUCGAUCAUCUCACAGAUCUCCUGGAGAUGGAGGUUAGGGUGCACAAUGACACCAUGGAGUUCUUGAAGAGGAAGAACAGUGUGUUGAAAGAAGAAGCAGUCAAAUGGGCGAAUAAACAUGAAGUGGACCACUUGAUGAUGGAAAAAAGGAUAGAAAACCUGCUUGAAAACAAGUUGCAAGAUUUACAGCUGCUAGCUGAGCUGGAAGGAAGGUACAAGAAGGAGCAGGAAGAAAAGGCAGCAAGGGAAGCAGAGGAGCGAAGACUGGAAGAGCUGAGAAUUCUGAACCAGGGAUGGAUCGAAGUAUCCACGAGGGCAGCAACAAAAAUCCAAAAAGUUUUCAGAGGCUGGAGGGUGCGCCAUGAGAUAUUCCUGAAAAAGAAGAAAAAGAAGAAGAAGAAGAAGAAGGGCAAGCGCAGAGGAGGUGGUUUUCUGCCUCCCCGGACUCCGCGGAGUAAAGGAAAGACCCCUAAGACUGCUGGAAGCGAGAAGAGCCAAAAGUCCACUAAGUCUCCUAAGCCUGGUUCUGCAGCUGGUAGUCGCAUAGGCACGGCAGGUAGCUCCAAAGUUGUGGAAUCCCGAGCCAUGACCCCUUCGAGUGCAGGGACUAGGAAAAAGUGAUUAUUAUAUAGAUAAUAGCGGGACUGUUUGAGGGCCUAUUACCUCCUUCUCCUGAAUACAUCGUACGGUCAUUAUAGCUGUAUUUGGAGUCUCUUUCAGUCUCAAUACAGCUAUAGUGACCGUACGUUGUAUUCCGGGGAAGAAGGUAGUCAUCACAGUUGACUCCUGGAUGCAAGAAGAGCCAAAAGUCCACUAAGUCUCCUAAGCCUGGUUCUGCAGCUGGUAGUCGCAUAGGCACGGCAUGUAGCUCCAAAGUUGUGGAAUCCCGAGCCAUGACCCCUUCGAGUGCAGGGACUAGGGAAAAGUGAUUAUUAUAUAGAUAAUAGCGGGACUGUUUGAGGGCCUAUUACCUUCUUCUCCCGAAUACAUCGUACGGUCAUUAUAGCUGUAUUGUUAAGACCCGG
Chara braunii is the source of this 3449-nucleotide messenger RNA. Lineage: Eukaryota; Viridiplantae; Streptophyta; Charophyceae; Charales; Characeae. The record is from the annotation of a GenBank genome assembly.